Messenger RNA from Babesia bigemina, 1671 nucleotides. RefSeq lists its product as hypothetical. The record is from RefSeq and is a predicted model, not a curated record. The coding region runs from base 1 to 1671 and encodes 556 amino acids. The transcript is spliced from 6 exons. NCBI's taxonomy places the organism in Eukaryota, Apicomplexa, Aconoidasida, Piroplasmida, Babesiidae.
AUGGCCGAAUUUUUGGCUCGGGCUGUCAACGACGCCCCAAACGUCACGAAACUAAAGAGCACGCUCGACAAUAAAAUCGACGGUAUUAGACAGGAAGCGGAAAAUGGUUUCGAUACGCCAUCUUCCAUAUUCCUCGGGCCGCUGUACGACGAGAUGCUUAUCGCACUCGGAGGCGAAGACAUGCAAAACGCUCAGAAGUGGCUCCUUGCGACAUCUUUUGUCAUCAAAUCGGAAGAUUUCAGGUAUCGAAGAGGGUUAGCGGUGUCUGAAUCUGCUUCCGAAUUUUUUGAUGGUAUAAUCGCCAAGAUACUGGACACUUUGGAAGCAUUAGAGGACAAGCCGUCUGUUAUCAAGGACGACUUAUGGCGUACUUUGAGAGAAGCCUUCGAUUAUAUCCUGAUACCCGACGUCGCUGCAGUGGUCAAAUGCCACAGACGGCUUGCUAAUCGCGCCUUUAAAUUCGUGCUGCAAACGGCGAGUACCGAAAACACCGAGCAGCUCAUACUGCGUUUAAUGCGAUGGAUGUGCUCAACACGAACAUUUGACAGCGAAAAGUCGGAAGAUGAGGUGUAUCUCAACCAAUUGCGGGUUCUGCAGAGCUCCGCAAACGAUCGCAUUAGCAAAGAUGCGUCGGACCUUAUGCUGAAAAAUGUUAAAACGUUGUCGAAAAGAGAUUUGAAGGCACUGCCGGCGUUCAUAAACACCAACAUGAAGCACCUAGCAACAGAAAUUGAACUGGGUGCUACAGAGAACCUGGCUAGACCAUUUCAACUCAUGAAGGCGACUUUUGACGCGAGUAGCAGGUUCGACGCUAACGUGGUUAUCGACCUCGUGCCACUUUGGAGAAUGUUCGACGCAUUCUUCGAACAGAUGCACAAAUAUGACAGUAACACAAUCAAGCAAGCAUGUGAUUUGCUAACAGUUGUGGCAAAAUGGCUGUCUCCUGAUCUAGUGUUGGUGAAUAUACCUUACCUGGGGGGAAUUAUCGCAAAGAUAUUCGAUAACGAUGUGGACACCCUUGUGCAGCAUAGUCAGUGCAUGGAGGACCUAUUUGCAGUAAUGAACGAGCUGUGUCCUGAUUUCUAUCUGCUGGCCAGCGAAAACGCCGUUCGGCUGAUCGAUACACUGAUCGGCGACAUCGAACGCUCUAAUCUCAAGGACGCGCAUAAAUUAAUCGGUAUUAUCGCGCAUAUGAACGGUGAAGCCGUUGGACACAAGGUAGAAAGCCUGAUUCUCAGGAUUGUUGAGCUCAACGACUCACAUUGGGGUGAUGCAUCGCUAACGCAAGCAACACUCCGUCUGAUUCACAGGCACCUUUCAAGGGGUUGUUCGAAGCACCCCAGGAUUCUGCAAAUACUUCUUGCGUUCACGCAGCACAUGAGGACGAUGGGGGAGCACGGCAUAUUGGUGGACCGCAUUGAACUUGAAAUUGGCGAAAUUCUGUCCACCGGAAAUGCAACGGCUCUUAACGCAGAUUACACGCUCUAUGCUGAAGAAUUGAAGGCAUAUGUUGAGUUAAGAGGCACAGAAAUUCAGCAGGGGGGCCAAAGAGAUAAUCCGGACAAGCAGGAUACGGCACCUGCGGAAGACACGGCUAAAACAAAACGGGACGAAGUUGUGGACGCCAUCAAAAAGAAGUUGAAGAGUAUGCGUCAGUCGGCCAAGACGUAA